AUGCGCCAAUAUUCCGGAAAGAGAGCCCGUUCUCCGGAACCAGGCAGUCCCAUAGACCGACCCUCUAAAAGGCUUUCUUUGGCGACUGGCCUUUCAGGACGCGCCGGCCCCGGAUACCGAGCAGCUAGUAGCAGUCGGGAAACUUCGGAAGAUUGGGGUUGGGUUCGGCAGACAGGAGACCUGGCCAUUGCUAGUCUGGCGUGUGGUGCUUUCGCUGGUAGGGGUAUUGAUGAAGAAAGGUUGGAGUCAGUGGCGGACAUUGACAUGGCUAUAGAUCAUGAUGCGACUAUGGAUGAGAACUUCGAUGGACCUUCGUUGCAGGGUUUGGCUACACAUUCGAAAUUAACUUUACCUCCUGCGUCACAUCGACCCAACCAAGCCUCGUCGACCUUAGACCAACACAGUGCUUUGUCUAGCGCAUCUAGGCUGUCGUACGUGCAUAGUAUUAAUAUGGCUUCCGCUUACUCUGCGGAUGCUCUGCCUGAACCCGUGUCAACUCCACCACCCCCGCCCAGUCCGGCGCCGAUGUCGAUAUCACCCGAGUCUUCCUUCGUACAAUUACCUCAAAGUCAGAGAAAACCUCGGUUUACCAUGGGUCCUCGGUCAGAUUGCGAAAAAUGCCGACUUGGCGUCAAAGGACAUUGGAUGCAUUUGGAUUAG
This is a messenger RNA of Laccaria bicolor S238N-H82, 660 nucleotides long. RefSeq lists its product as uncharacterized. The coding region runs from base 1 to 660 and encodes 219 amino acids. Lineage: Eukaryota; Fungi; Basidiomycota; Agaricomycetes; Agaricales; Hydnangiaceae. The transcript is spliced from 3 exons. The record is from RefSeq and is a predicted model, not a curated record.